CAAUACCCACGCGAGAAAACAACCAAUGACAAUGUAAAGCUGCCGCUGGGGGGGGGAGUUGCUGUAAACAGGAUUAUUCUCUUCCUCCCCCCGCGUAAACGCGCGAGCCAACGUUAUUCUGCGACCUAGCGCGCCGCCGCAAAGCUUGCAACAGCUACCACCACAAGCGCAAAACAAGAAAGCGUCCAGAAAGUUGGACAACGUGGCGCGCUUCCCCUUAAGCGCGCGCCUGUGUGUGCAUGCUUUUUUUUUUUCGUUUUCAGUUGUGACUGAAAACCUCUAUCCUCUUUUGUUUGCUUCUCAGUUGUACUUUUUUUUUACUACGUGAAGAAAGACGGGUGGGGUUGGGGAGAAGGGUGUAUCGCUUUGGGAAGGGAUAUCCUUUUAAAAAAAAAAACACCUAGAGGGAAGCCUGAACUUGGAACAGGGGGAGAGAAUAAAAAAAUAAAGGAGGAGCAACGACUGCAGGAAUAAAAGUAGUGGCAGGAGAAGGCUGCAACUCCAUUUUGCAGGUAAAACUAGGCUAGGGCUUAGAACAAGAUUAAAACAGGAUAUCCAGUUGUGAUUUAAAGGGAAGGUCCUUUUCUUUGGAAGAAAAGAAGAGUGAAUUACCUCCAUGGAAGACACUCAGGAUUUAAAUGAACAGUCAGAACAAAGGAAUCUGCCUUAUACUGCCUCAGGCCAUUUGGUACCAUCUAGCUCAAUACUGAUGAUAUGGACUAGCAUUGGCCUUCCAGGAUUCCAGGUGAAGAAAGCGUGCACAGAUUCGGAUGUUUCAGAACCUCAGAAUUCCAGGCAUCACAGGAAUGAAGUAUGGAUUAAUUCAGUACCGGGUUUGAAGACAAUUUCUCCAUCUAUAUCUAUGGAAAUGCAGGAUCUAGCAAGCUCUCAUAAUCUUGUGGGAAGCAAUGGAACACCGGGUAGUUCUAAACUGGACAAAUCUAAUCUUAGCAGCACAUCUGUUACAACAAAUGGAACAGGCGGAGACAACAUGACUGUUUUAAACACUGCAGACUGGUUGCUGAGUUGCAGCACUCCCUCUUCUGCAACAAUGUCUCUUCUUGCUGUCAAAACAGAACCUAUGAACAGUAAUGAAUCGACAACAACAACAAGUGGAGAUGGAUCUCUUGACACUUUUACUGGGUCAGUAAUAACCAGUAGUGGCUACAGUCCAAGAUCAUCACAUCAGUAUUCGCCUCAGCUAUAUCCCUCCAAGCCCUAUCCACAUAUUCUUUCUACUCCAGCAGCUCAAACAAUGUCUGCCUAUUCCGGUCAAACACAAUAUUCGGGAAUGCAGCAGCCAGCGGUAUAUACAGCCUAUUCACAGACUGGGCAACCUUACAGUUUACCUACUUACGAUUUGGGUGUAAUGUUGCCAGGCAUCAAGACAGAAAGUGGACUUUCACAAACACAAUCAUCCUUACAGACUGGGUGUCUUAGUUACAGCCCAGGAUUCUCCACACCGCAGCCAGGCCAAACACCAUAUUCAUACCAGAUGCCAGGUUCUAGUUUUACACCAUCCUCCACUAUUUAUGCAAACAAUUCAGUCUCAAAUUCUACAAACUUCAGUAGUUCACAACAGGAUUAUCCAUCAUAUACAGCUUUUGGCCAAAACCAGUAUCCACAGUAUUAUUCACCAUCAACAUAUGGAACAUAUAUGACCUCAAACAACACCACAGAUGGUACCUCUUCAUCAUCAUCAACAUACCAGCUCCAGGAAUCUCUCCCUGGGCUGACUAGUCAACCAGGUACAGAUCUUCCUCCAGGAGAGUUUGAUACAGUACAAAGCCCUUCAACACCAAUCAAAGAUCUGGAUGAAAGAACAUGUAGGAACACUGGGUCAAAAUCAAGGGGUAGAGGACGGAAAAAUAACCCAUCACCCCCUCCUGACAGUGACUUGGAGCGUGUAUUUGUUUGGGAUUUGGAUGAAACUAUCAUUGUCUUCCAUUCACUUCUUACAGGAUCUUAUGCACAAAAAUAUGGAAAGGAUCCACCUGUGGCAGUGACUCUUGGACUUCGUAUGGAAGAAAUGAUUUUUAAUCUUGCUGAUACACAUUUAUUUUUCAAUGAUUUAGAGGAAUGUGAUCAAGUACAUAUAGAUGAUGUGUCUUCAGAUGACAAUGGCCAAGACCUAAGUACCUACAGUUUUGCAACUGAUGGCUUCCAUGCAGCUGCAAGUAGUGCAAACCUUUGUCUGCCAACAGGUGUAAGAGGAGGAGUUGACUGGAUGAGGAAGCUGGCAUUCCGUUACAGAAGAGUAAAAGAAUUGUAUAAUACUUAUAAGAACAAUGUAGGAGGACUCCUUGGCCCUGCAAAAAGAGAUGCAUGGCUACAGUUAAGAGCAGAGAUUGAAGCUCUCACUGACUCCUGGCUGACAAAUGCACUUAAAUCACUAUCAGUUAUUAGUACAAGGAGUAACUGUGUAAACGUCUUGGUAACAACAACCCAACUUAUACCAGCCCUUGCAAAAGUCCUGCUGUAUAGUUUAGGAGGUGCAUUUCCUAUUGAAAAUAUUUACAGUGCAACUAAAAUAGGAAAAGAAAGUUGCUUUGAACGAAUAAUGCAAAGGUUUGGCAGAAAAGUAGUAUAUGUUGUAAUUGGGGAUGGUGUAGAAGAAGAACAGGCAGCAAAAAAGCACAACAUGCCUUUCUGGAGGAUAUCUAGUCACUCGGACCUCCUGGCUCUACACCAAGCGCUGGAAUUAGAGUAUUUGUAACUGUGUCACAUAGCUGACAAAUACUUUUUACAUUUCAAAGUACACUGAAUAUUUUAUGUAUGAUCCAGUGCCUCUGGCUUUUACACAUAUGUAUGGUCUUAAGAAGGAAAAGCAAUAUUUGGAAUGAAAAUUCCGUUGUGAAGAAUUCACAUCACUGAAUGAUGGAGUUAAAGCUUUUAGUCCUACACAAGGAUGUUCUAUAUGGUCUUAUAUAUAUACAACUUUUUGUUGAUAAUUAAAGAACUAUAAAAGGAGGUUGCUGGUACACACCAAUUGAGCCCUAGCCAGAGUGAAGAGCUUUUGCAACGGACUCAGACUGGGAAAGCCAUGAUACGCAUUUUCUGAUCGGCAAGGGUGGUAUUCAACAACAUUCCUCACUAUGGGAUAUAUUCUCAGCACUGAGGUUUGAAUCAAACUUUAGUCUACCUAACCCAAAAAAUCUGAAUUGGAAUGCACUCAAACUGUAUGUUGACAAUUCUAUCUAGAUCUGUAAUAUGUGUAAAUUAUUGAUGAAAAUAAUUUACUGUGACUUUAUUAGCAGCUGACUUUGGAAAUGGAUGCAAUUUAUUUCUUUCAUUUUUGGAGGUGUGUGGAAUGGGGGGGUAUAUAAUUAUUGUCUCUUUUAUAAGUUUGGCAAACAGAAUGUGCAUAAUGAUGUGUUGUGCCUUAAAAGACAAGAUCUUGUUUGUGUGUUACAAUGUAACAUUGAUUUAAAAAUAAUGUAGAUAAAAGAAAUAAAUCUUUGUGAUAAUUUUGAUAUGACCAAAUUUCAAAUUCAAAUAAUCAAAAAGCAGUGCUGCAUCAAAAACACUUAAUGGUUUGUUGCAGUGAGAAAAAAAGUAUAAUAACUGAACCUGUUGCUUUUAUUUAGUUUUUUAAUAAUUCCACUGACUGUAGGAGGCAAGAGAAUGUCAAGAAGCUGGAAUGCUAUGGGGCACCACGGGAUAAAACAUUUAAAAUGACUGGUUACUUGAGAACUAUUUCUCCUUUUUCAACUUCAAAGAAAACAAAGAAUUACUUGCACUGCAAUGAGCUUUAUUUUAUGAAGUAUAUAUAAGGAGCAGUAAGUUACUUCCCAUUUACCAAGUCUCAAAUUAUGAUUUAGCAUACUUAACAGCCAAGAAGUUACACAAAAACAUGUUUGGGUACUUCCAAAAAUAUCCUCAAAGUUAAUAAAAUAAAUGAAAUGUAAUUCAGAAAGGAAAGUCCAUUCCAGUUGGCAUCAAAUUCAACAAAGUAACAGCCUCAGACAAGCCAAAUGAUAUUACUUGGAAGACUAUGACUGGAAUAAUAAUACUGCUCAAAUUAAAUUGCUAAUAGAACUCAAACUUUAGUCUUUAGUUCAGGGUAGCCAACUUGGUGUCCUUCAUGUUGUUGGAAUUCAACCCCUUGGAGGAGUUGGAGUAUUGCCUGACCAUUGGCCAUGCUGGGUGGGACUGAUGAGAGUUGUAGACCAGCAAUAUCUGGAGGGCACUAUGUUGACUAUUCUAGCUGUAGAUUGCUCUCAGUGUGUUAUAGCUAACAGUCUAAGAGUUUCCAUCAGCAUACAGUUUUAUUAAAAUAUUUUGCAACUUGUUCUAAGUCUGCAGGAAGGGGUCAGCAUAGAGGUCAAUAGAACUCUUUUCCCUUUCACACAGCCCUUAGUCACACAGGCAUCACUGAAUACUGGUCAUUAUUUUCAACAGUAGGGCAGUGUAUGUGUUCUGUAAACUCUUCCAGGUAUUCUUAUCCUCUACAAGGCUCCAGGCUAUAAGUUUCUCCUGCUCUGUGCAUGUAGUAUAACCAGUGUGGGCUAGCCAUUUGUCACAAUGGGAGGGCAGCAUAUACUUUCCAUGUACCCAUUCAGCCAUUCCUCUCUUUGCGCUCUAGGGCUGUGCCUACCAGUUAAAUCUUUUCUGGGCAUGUGCAGUUUGUGGGUUGGAUCCUUGGGGAGGAGAGAGGUGAUACUGAGGGAUCAUUCUCCUGUUAAUGGCUGGUGUACUAUGGUAUGUGUGCAUGGCUGAUAGCUAUGCUCCAUUGAGCUGUAUGAAGAUGCUGUCCUAGAGGCACAGCUACAUUUGUGUGGGGUGAAUCAUGUACUUAAUUUCCUAUGUAUUUCUUUUUCUUUUUCUGAAAUUCUAAUUGUGGGAGUAAAUUUAUGUCUUAUUUCUGGAAAAGUUUCUUUUUAAUGUCAGCACUUGGGUAGAAUAAGUCGGUGUGAGAAUUUGGUUUCUGAUUUUCUUCUAGUAGUGUCCCACAUAAAGAGAGAGAAUUAUAUAUACUUGUUCUUACAAUCCCGUUCUCUAUUUUAUGGUUCCAGUGCUUUAAUUAAACAACAGUUCCCCAGCAACAACUUUUGGUGCAAAAGAUCCUUAAAAUAGUAUAUGAUGUGACAUAUGCCAUCCCACUAUGUAGUGGGUACAUAUAUUUUAUAGCUGCAAAGAUGAAAAGGGACAUUUGCAGUUUUGUCUUGAAAAAUAGUCCAUUCUGACCAUACUGUGAAAUGUUACUCAUUCCUGUUUCCAGUUUGUCAGGUUCUUUGGUAAACACACAAAUUUUACAAUGACUGAGAUGCACAGAACUGGGUACCUUAACUCCCUAAGGCAUGGCAAAAGGAAGGAAAGUUGUUGGUGUUCAGGUAGGGUGUAUUCAUUCAUGAAUCAGACUAUAAUGUGAAUGUAAAACCUACACUGGCUACAAUUUACAUAUGCAGUGCAAUCCUGUGGAGUAAGUCCAACUGUGUUCAUUGGGGCUUAUUCCCAGGAAACUGAACACAGGAUUGCGGGCUCAGGUUCUCUUCUCUGCUGUCUCCUGCACUAACAAUAUUCAUAACCAGCAGGAGGGAGGCACAGUGUUGCUGUUUCUUAGCUUCUUGUGUGAAGGUGUGUUUCACUAAUACAACAGAUGUUCAGUGAAUCUCUCCAAACACAGAGAUAUUGGCAAAGUUUAUUGGCCUGGCCUUUGGAAGACUGCCCUAGUCCAGAGUAGUCGAUAUGGUUCCCUUUGGACAUUGUGGAGUACAACUCCCAUCAGCUCAAUAGCCAGAAAUGAUGGGAGUUGUGGUCCAAAACAUCUGGAGGGCACCACAUUGGCCACACCUGCCAUAGUCUAUGCUAAAAUACUUAUAUCAUCGUGUCAGAUAAACAAGUUCUUUGUUCUCUGUUGGGCAUAUAUAUGUAUGUAUGUAUCUGAGUUGUCCAUGAAUCAGAUUUAUGAUUCUAAAUCUGAGUGACAUAUCUCUUUGGUGCAACUACUUAUACACUAUUGAUUCAAGUUUUUUUUAAAAAGUUCUUAACCUAUAUACUUAAAAAAAAAAAAAAACAGAGGCAGCUGUGUUGUUCCAUAAAACAAAAGACAAAAUCCACACUUGGAAUACCUUAUUAGGGCCAACCAAAAUGUCAGAAAAAAGGAAUUUUGAGUUCUUCAGAACUGUUCAUCAGGCUAGAUUAUCAUUGUAAAUGUAGAUUUCUUAUAGGAUUUUUUUUCUUUAACCAUUUUUUGAAAAAAGAUGUAUUCCAGUGACACACAGAGAAUGAAAUCCAGCUUAUUUUGACAAAACUACAGAAUGCCAUUACUGGGAGUUUUAUUUGUACAGAGGUAGCGUACAGGUGACAGAGCAGUGUGGUCACAACAGAUACACUGUCAGCACUGCUCUAUUCUACUGUUCAUCGAACCUUCUGUACACUGUUCCAUUAAUGUUCUGAUUCACACAAAAAAUUGAUUGUAAGUGCUGUACACCACACUGAGGCUGCAAUCUGGACCCUCCUCCCUUGAUAUUGAUGCUGGAGGAGAGGAUCAGCUUUGCAGUGUAGGCCCAUCUCCACCAGCCUCUGCCAGUAGAAAGAAGCGCUGCUUGCUGGUGGGGCUCCAGUGCAGAGAUGGCCGAAGGAGGUGGUAUCCUACCACCAGUGACAUUUUGAGGUGGGACAUUGGCUUUGAAUCUAGGUGGCUUUGAAUCCAUGAGAUUCAAAGCUUUGCAGAUCUCCUGAGAGGCCUGAUCCUCAGUUGUUCAGCUGUAUCAGCCCUGGAAUUGGUUCAGCAAAAAUUAGUUAAAAGCCAUUACCUCUGAACUUUCUGCCGUAGCUGGCAGGAGUUAAUAGGGCUUUGGAUUUAGCUGUAAAUCUGCCUCUCCAACCAUCCUCAGCCCUGGUUAGAAUUGCUCUGACAGAAUACUAAGGGAUCAAAAUUGCCAAAAUUCUGGAUACAGAAAUAAACUGUGUCAAAUAAUGAGCUACUAUGAAAUAAGUCUGUUCAUGAAAAAAUGGGAUGUUGCCACUGAAUUUUGCCUAAAGUAAGAUUUAAGGCAAAUAUGGAUACAAUCAUUUAGGUAAAACAUCUGUAGAAAUGUUGGUGGAAGUGAAAAGAAUUGCUGUAAGAUUAGUGAAAUUUCUCGCAUGAGGAAAGAGGAGGUUCCCCACAUCUCUACUGAAGCCAGAAUUUAAGGCAUAAACAACUAUUCCAAGUAAAGAUGGUUUUGUGCAAAUUGAAAUUUGGUCAUUGGGAUUGUCAUUGUAUUUUAAUUCAUAUGCAAUCAAAACCCUUUUCCUUUUAACCCUUACCAUACCACAAAGAACAAAAGUAUCCCAUGUUUUAGAAGGUUGGGCAAUUACAAUAGUGAACAUUGUGCCUUUGCAGUUGCUGUACCAAUAUAAAUGGAAACAGCACUUACAUAUUAAGCACUUUGGAUAUUGUGCUUGAAAUACAGAAAUACAGCACAAUUUGAAUCAAUGUAAAUACAAGGAAAUAAGGGAUAGAUGGACUCAAUUCAGUAAACCACUAACGUGAAAAGUAGAAAAAUGCAAUAUAUGCAGAUUGUGCACAAAACUAUAGAGCACAGUUUAUCCCCACAGUGCUCAAUUGAGCCCCCUCCCUCUCACUGGCCCUUGGCUAAAAAUACACAUACUGUAGUGUAUCAGCCAUUACCUCUUCUGGGAGGUCCAUACAUGGUCCGCUCCUUACAAGAACCACACACACAAGCUAGUCAUGCUCUGCAGUUGCAUGGGAAGGACUGUUCUCACUGUACUGAUGAGUAUAAUUGGGUUUCUUUAGAUCUCAAGUAGGAACAACAACUUCAGCACACUGAAAAGAAGUAAACGUAUUUGCAGUAUGCCUGUGCAUUUUAACUCCAAACAGUGAGCUUAAAUGCUCCUGAACAAUAGAUCAAACAACAUAAUAAUCUUAAACCUUUCCAUGUGUUGAGGGAGUAUAAACCAUGCCCGCAGCAAUUUUAAAUGUGAUUUCCAUUUCAGAUUUCGGGGGAGGGUGCAGCCAUGUCUAAAUGCUUGAAUAAAUGUGAUAGGUAGUGUCUGUAGAGAGGAACUUAACUGACAUGAGCCAAUAUUGCAUUUGAACUCCCAGCAAUUGCAGCCUUGUGGAACUGUUGAAGCCAAGGGUCUAUGUAAUGUAAGUCAUGAUUUAUUUGGGGAAAACGUUAUUUAAGAAAAUGUAAAUUACUAUUGAAAGCUUGUAAAAAUGUGUAUAUCUUUACUGUUUCUCAAUAAAUACACGUGGAAAUGUGGUCAUUUUCUGCACCAUCA
Molecule: messenger RNA, 8232 nt
Organism: Rhineura floridana
Lineage: Eukaryota; Metazoa; Chordata; Lepidosauria; Squamata; Rhineuridae
Gene: EYA4
Product: EYA transcriptional coactivator and phosphatase 4
Exons: 23
Coding region: 617-2716 (699 amino acids)
Biological process (GO): multicellular organism development; positive regulation of DNA repair; cell differentiation
Cellular component (GO): nucleus
Molecular function (GO): protein tyrosine phosphatase activity
Source: RefSeq, a predicted model, not a curated record